Molecule: messenger RNA, 1152 nt
Organism: Dracunculus medinensis (Guinea worm)
Lineage: Eukaryota; Metazoa; Nematoda; Chromadorea; Rhabditida; Dracunculidae
Source: the annotation of a GenBank genome assembly
GAAUAUGAAAAAAAUGAUCAACGUAUAGCACCGCAAAGUAAUUCACUAAAAAACGAACAAAGCAUAGAAAAAAUCAGUGAAAAGCCAAUGGCUUUGGAGAAAAAGGGCAAAAUCAAUGGGCUUCAUGGAAGUUUGUCGCAGUCGAAUGAAUUAGCUGAAGAACAAUUGCGUAAAACUAUAAAUGAACUCGUUGCAACGGAAGAAAAUUUCGUUAAAGAUAUUCGAAAGCUAGUUGAUCAAUAUCUUAAACCAACAAACUUACCUAUAUUGCAAACAGCUGGUCGUCUUCUUCGGGUGCAAACCUCCUUUUUAUUUGCGCUUCGUGAUGCCGCAGGUGAUGUUGUACAUAAAUCCGAUGUUCCACCGGAACAAUUAAGGGACUCUUUAAUUCGUGUUUCAACUUUAUUCAUCAACAAAUGCAAUAAAUUUAAAAUAUACAGCGAUUAUUCAGCUGCUUAUUUGCGUUUUCAACAAAACAAAAAACCAAAUAGAGAAACUGAAGAAUUGUUGAACAAAAAUAACUUAAGUGGCGAACAAAGUGAUAGUGCUCAGUCGUUGCUAAUAAAGCCAAUACAAAGAGUUCUUAAAUAUCCUUUAUUUAUCCAACAGAUUAAGGAUAAUUGUUUAAAUGGCAGCGUUGAAAAGCAACAAGCUGAACAAGCACUACGACGAAUGCAUGCACUUGCCGAUUACGUUAACGAAAUGCAAAGAAUUACCGAACAGUAUGGACCUAUUAUCGAUGAAAUUUCAAUGAAACAUUCAGCUGAAACUCAUAUGAAUUUGAGUGAAUUGUUAAUGUUUGCAAAUGUGAAUUGGCUUAAUUAUACAGAAAAUCGUUCGCGACCGGUCGCUUGCGUUGCUUUUGUUUUCAGCUCUUUAAUUUUCAUCUACUGUCCGAGUCUUUCAAAGCAUAAGAAUCGUUUGUACCGAAUUUUGCCGAUAAACGAAAUCGAAGUUAAUGAAAAUAUUACGAAUUCGAAGGAAUCACAAAUAUUAUUUGUUUUAAUACAUAUUAAAAAAUCACAAGAAACAAUUUAUCAUUUUUGCUGCUUCGAUUCAGAAAUAAAGAAUCAUUUCAUUAAAUCUAUAAGAAAAGCUGCUGCUGCCUCUGCUACUGCCAAUUCUACUAAUAACACUAUUGCUGAUGUGUAA